Messenger RNA from Papilio xuthus (Asian swallowtail), 680 nucleotides. Its product is annotated as auxilin-related protein 2-like. NCBI's taxonomy places the organism in Eukaryota, Metazoa, Arthropoda, Insecta, Lepidoptera, Papilionidae. The transcript has 3 exons. The record is from RefSeq and is a predicted model, not a curated record. Bases 90 to 677 code for a protein of 195 amino acids.
GAAAACGUGCGAGAUAUCCGAUGGAGAUCUAGAUCUAGAUGUAGACAUAUAUUUGCCCAGUCCGGGUGUAAAGGCGAGGUGUGCGUGCGAUGCGGCAGGUGGAGGAGCUGGGCGCGGCGGUGGAGCGGGACCUGGGCACGCAGCGCGAGGCGGAGGCGCGCGCCGCGGACCUCGAGGCCAAGGUGCGGGACAUCAAGGGUCACAGGGAGAGGGAGUUCAAGAAGGCGGAGGAGGCGCUGAGGAAGGCGAAGCUGGAGGCGGAGAGCGACAGCGCGUCGUGGAAGCUGCGCGAGCGGGAGUUCGAGACGCUGAAGCUGGAGGUGGCGGAGCUGCGGCAGGCGGCGGCGGCCGGGGACCACCAGCUGGCCGAGGGCGAGCGCGCCGCUGAGGAGCUGCACCGAGCGCACCUCCACGCCGCGCAGCGACACCGCGCCGCCGCGGAAAAGGUAAAAGAUCUACAAGCGCAAAUAAAGCAGAAGAAAGCGGAGAUAGGUCGCAGGAACGCGGACGUGGCGCGGCUGGCGCAGCGGGCGGAGGCGCUGGGCCGCACCAACGCCGACCUCGAGCUCGCCAUCAAGCAGCUCCAGUUCGGCGCCAAGGAGCUGCAGGCGGAGGCCGUCGCCUGCCAGAAAAAGGUGCAUCUCUCUCGCUCCGACGUGAGAUUUUUUCGUUUUUGACAC